CUUCAUCAUAACCACUCUCAGCAUUAUGCAUCUGCUAAUUUUGGUGCUGCUUUUAAGUAUAGGUGCCUGUGAGGCAGUGUACUGGCAGAAGCUGAAAUGUCCCUAUGACGUACAGCACAAGAGCCUGCCAAGGAUUUGGUGCAGGCAGAGCUCCACUGACUGCUGCACUGGCCUCACCUUCAGCCAGAGUGCGCACCUAUUGGAUGGAGGCAAACUCAAAGUGACACAGAGUGCAGACUCCUUCACUGUGGCAGUGCUGGAGCUAAGCUAUGGAGAUGGAAUGUACUGGUGUGGUGUGCUGAGCAAAAAUGACACCAUCAUCAGGCUGGCUGAAGGCUACUUUCACAGCUCCCCUGGUGCUUACAUCUGGAGUGUCACUCGCUGGAUUCUGCUGCCUCUACUCCCAAUGGUGACCAUAGUCACCCAUGUUUACUCCAGAACGGCAACAAAAAACACCUGUAAGGAGGCAGAGGAUGAUGACAUUAGUGUGAGCAGAACUCUGAGGGAUCCACAGUAUGUGAACGCUGCAUCUUUGCGUGUGCUGGAAUGAUGAGGAAAAUGAUCAAAGGUGGUCUCACAUGGCAUCAUAUCCUGGUUAGCAUCAAUGACACAGGAGUGCACCUGAGGGCAAGACUUACACAAAAUCAUCCAAGUCAUGGUGUUUUUCAAAUUGUUUCAAUGGUGAAAUUGUUAAAAGAAGGAAAAAAAAGGUGAGAAAAAUUCUUUGUGAAGAAAUAGGUUUGCAUUUAUUGGACAAACCAAACAUAGGCAAACUCACACAUAGUGUAAAGAUGGAACAUGUCAUCGGGUGAAACAUAAAUGAAGGGUUUCAUUCCAAAAUGUCAUACAGCCAUUUGGAAAAACGACCUGAAACAGUAUUUGUCUGCCUCUCAGUUCUCAGAAAUGUUCUUACUUUAGACAGCACAAUUUUACAAUGAUUUCCCCCAUCAACAUAAUCUUAUAGGAUUUCAUUGACACUGUUUCUACAUGGUGUACACUGUAUAUCAUUUUUGGAACAACGCUCUUCAAAUAUAUAGAUUCAUUUAUAUACUUUAUACAUUCUUUUCUUGUUGUACAUUUGAGUCCCAUGCUUUGCUUGAAACUGUGCUUUCAGCAUUUAUCCUCAAUCACAUGACAAAGACAAAAAAGAGCAGAAAGUAUUCAGGAUCAAUGCUGCAUAGUUUCAACUUUGGAAUAUCAAACAUGAUUUCUUUGUAAACCAACAGAGUGCAACCAUGUGGUUAUGAGAGAUGAAAACUGUAUGAAAUCUGCCAGUUGUCAAAACACCUCUAAAAAUACAUAUCAUUUCUCUUAGAUGCAAGAAUGCUUCACUUAUUUGAAACAUUUUGGUGAUGCAGUCUAUGGAAGAUAUUGCACGUCAUCGCUGUCUAUUAUGAGCAGGUCAUUUGAGGCAUUGGACAAAAGAAAUAACAUGUGAAAGGUUUAGCAGUUCAUAUCACCAAGUACAUGUCCUUAAAAGCGGUGGAAGUAAACCACUGGAGGAUGUGUUACAGGAGACAGGAAAACGAUAAAAAGCUGCAUCAUGUGAUUGACUGUUGAGGACAGUUUCAGCACAAAAUCACACCAACUAAAUCCUGACAUUUUGAAA
This is a messenger RNA of Chelmon rostratus (copperband butterflyfish), 1609 nucleotides long. RefSeq lists its product as uncharacterized. The transcript is spliced from 5 exons. The coding region runs from base 26 to 550 and encodes 174 amino acids. The record is from RefSeq and is a predicted model, not a curated record. NCBI's taxonomy places the organism in Eukaryota, Metazoa, Chordata, Actinopteri, Chaetodontiformes, Chaetodontidae.